Molecule: messenger RNA, 2079 nt
Organism: Synchytrium microbalum
Lineage: Eukaryota; Fungi; Chytridiomycota; Chytridiomycetes; Synchytriales; Synchytriaceae
Exons: 10
Coding region: 1-2079 (692 amino acids)
Molecular function (GO): protein binding
Source: RefSeq, a predicted model, not a curated record
AUGCAUGAGGCAUGGAAACAAGGCAUUGAUUACACUCCUAAUGAAACCGAGAUACACAAUAUCGAAGAUCUUGGAUUCACAGCUGAUGAAGCUAUCCGAGCUCUCAAAAGAUCAAAGGGCAAUGCAGAUCAAGCUGCAGAAUGGCUAUUGUCUGGAGCUCCAGAAGCUGAACCUGUCGUAACCACUGCUGUUGCUGAUCAGUGGAAUGCUGCUAGCACUCUAGCUCAGAUGCCUUUGAAUGUACAUGAAACUGAGGAUGAACAAUUGCAAAGAGCUUUGGCCAUGUCUCUUGACACUAGUGGUGGUGGUGGUGAUAGCGGUGGUGCUUCUGCCUCUGCUCCAAUCGGAUCGCAAUCAACAGCCGUGAUACCAAAGGUCGAUGUCCCAUGGGCUACAGACGCUAAUUCUAAUGGCAAUUGGGAUGCCACCAACAACUAUGAUACAGGAUGGUCGACCACGCCAGACUUCGCAACAUCGUUGGAUAAACGAACAAGUCAUACAACGCCUGUCGGUCUCGUGCCGUGUGAAGAUUACCCACUUCUCACAGGCUUCCUACAAGCUUUAUACGCCAUCCCAGAAGCUCGAUAUCAAGUAGCUUCACUACCACGAAGUGAAACACUCAACAAACCUGGAUUCGAAUUGCAGAAUCUGUUUGCAAUGAUGGCACACUCUGAACGAAAAUAUGUUGAUCCUCUACCUUUUGUCCAAACUUUCAGACAGAAGGGUGGGAUUGACGAUUUCAAAGACCUGUUGAAGAAAUUUGUUGACAAAGUUACGGGUGGUGCAAGUAAUGCCAUAAGAGAUUUGCUGACUAUGGAACUCACGUAUGACUGUGGAAAUCGUCUAGAUGUACGACCAAAGACACAGCAUUUGUGUCUAGAGUUGUUAACAGCUUCCACGCCUUAUGGUGUCCCUCUGGAAUACAGUGUCCGUGACUUCUUCCACAACCUACUUCAACAAGAUACAUCUGGUGAGACCGAGCGAAAAAGGAUAACCCGAUAUCCCACUGUCCUGUGUAUUCAACCAACACCAGCCUUCUUUCCACGACUCCUCAAAAUGGAUGGAAACUACGAAUUGUCACUGAGUCGAUUCGGUCUGCACUAUAACGACUAUAACAGAUUGGACGAAAUAAAUCGUGAAUUGGAUAAGCUGCACGCUAAAAUAGCUAGCAAGGAGCGAUUGGAAAAUGUCAAGCACGCUACAGAAUUUGCCCGCAUCUCAAGCUACCUGGGUGCUCAAGAUCCUGAUCCUGCCGACGUGACAUAUACGGAUAAUCCAGAAUUAUUACAAGCUGCUCAUGCUCAAAGAAGGCAAUUUCUUGAGGACUUGGAUAUGGUUGACAGUAUAUAUAAGGAACAUAUGCAGGCCGUUGCGCGUAAGAGAGUCGUCCUCUCCUUGUUUUCGGAAUUUGUGUUUGAUUUAGGUGGUUGUACCCUAACAUUCUACCAACUCUCUCAACUAACACACUAUUUCAAACGACAUUUUAUAGAGGCCGAAGAAAGUUAUGCACAAUUACAGGAACUCAAACGACGGGAAGAAUCUCGGCACUUUGAUGACUAUGUACUCAUCUGUGCCAUAGCCACAUCACCAUAUAGUUCCAAAGAGUUUUCUGCCGAUAAUGUCUCGUACGUACGUGAUUUGACUGGUGUCAAGAGGUGGUGGAAGUUGCGACACUUGCAUGCAGAAGUGCAAUCUGUGACCGAAGAUCAGGUGCAAGGAGCACUAGUUACUGAUCCUAUAUAUGCCUUGGUGUAUGCUCAUAAAAUGGCGCUUUCUCGUGGAGGGGAUGUCGCGUAUCCUCCCGAUGCAAUCCAAAUGGUCCAAAGAGACAAUAUUGAGCUAUAUCAUGAUAUUGAUCAAUCCAAUGCCAGCAAAAGCCACAACAAUGAUCAUCAAAACAGCUCUUCAUCUUCCUUGUCUGGAGCAUUGGGAGAUCCCAUGGAAAUACCAUUCCCAGAGAAUGAGGAUCCGCCGUUGGCUCAAAUCAUUGGAGCUGAUGUUGCACCCUUAUCAAAUGACGAGGAUGAGCGAACACAGAUGGAUGUAGAUUUGGAGGGUGCGAGCCAAGAAAUGUCAUGA